AUGAGAAGUAUUUCACAUGAUUCUGAACCAACUUCUUAUGAGGAGGCAGCCAUAAACCCUACAUGGCAAGCUGCCAUGACAAAAGAGUUUGAGGCUUUAUAUGCUAACCAUACAUGGGACCUAGUGACACUGCCUGCAGGUAAGAAGGCCAUAGGAUGCAAAUGGGUGUAUAAAAUCAAACACAAAGCAGAUGGGACUGUUGAGAGAUUUAAAGCAAGACUUGUAGUAAAAGGAUACAUACAACAAGCAGGUAUAGAUUAUAAUGAAACAUUCUCUCCAGUUGUCAAGAUGACAACUGUUAUGACCUUGAUUAGUAUAGCAGUAAAAGAGGCUGGGAUUUGUUUCAAUUGGAUGUAA
Nicotiana attenuata is the source of this 357-nucleotide messenger RNA. RefSeq lists its product as uncharacterized. Lineage: Eukaryota; Viridiplantae; Streptophyta; Magnoliopsida; Solanales; Solanaceae. The record is from RefSeq and is a predicted model, not a curated record. The transcript has a single exon. Bases 1 to 357 code for a protein of 118 amino acids.